UUGCGAACCACUCGUUGUAUCUGCGCUUUCUCCCUUUGCUUUUGCCCCCAGUCCUUCUUGCUCGACUUGCCCUUUUCUUCACUUGUGUCACCUCUAAUAUCCUGGUGAUUUGUGUUGUAGGGGUUCCAAUCGUCGCGUGGAUAUCACAGGCCCGUACAGCUAUCAGACCUCCAGCCUGACCCUGAACCAGGUUUAGACCUAGAAGACACCCAGGACCUGCUUGAUCCUCCUGCGAGUAGACCAUGGAUGAGACUGACAAAUCAGUUCGGCGACGCAGUGACAACACGGGGUGGGGAAUAUUCCUUUGUCCAACCCUCUCCACCCAGCGGGCAAUUCGACAGGCACGGCGGGACCCAGCAGCGCCCAGCAGGCUCCAGCAAUCCCUGUCCUUUUGAGGAACAAGGGGAGCCGCAUGAGGACACUUCUCGUUCGGCCAAUAAUAACGAGCACACGGGCUGCGACGGUGUUGAUCACUUGGGCGCUAAGCCACGAGACGACCUCCGAAGGAAUGCGCAGAACGACGCAAAGGACGACGACGAAAGCAUUAAUGCGUUCCCUGAAUCUCGCGAAGACCUACCAAGCCCCCGAUUUCACGCUGUAAUCCUCGAUGAUAUUCCAGAGCAAGACAGCGCCCCGAGCCACGAUUCAAUGCUUCCUGCUCUGCACCAGCUGCCAUCCAUUUCGUCCUUGGGCGGGCAGGAAUCAGAUCUAGGCCCGCCGCCGCCCCUCGCACCGAAGCUUGCCCAGAAUCAGCUUUCCUCUGAGAUUUCACUGCCAUCCGACGUGGGCGACUCCCAGCCGCGUCACUUUGGCGGAAGAACUUGGCGCCGUGGCCAGAGGAGAGCGUCCAGCCAAGGGAACAAUAACCUUUUUGAAAGCCCUUUCGCUCCCCGUGAGGCUAUUCAAACAGGCCCGGUCCGGCAUAACGGUCGCCCGGCUUCCACCCCUGGACUGCUGCCGCCCCUUUCUCCCAAGCAUGAGUGGCCACGCCGGCCAGAACAGAUAUCCUCGUCGCGGGACCCCGCAUCUCCCAGAACCUCUUCCUCGCCCUUGGAGAAGCUGAAGAACGUUGGUCGACUUCACCGCGUCUCAAUGGGUUCGAACCAGUCCGAAUUUAAGGCCGGUCAAUUGCAGAAAAAGUCUUUUAAUAAAUUGACUGGCCUUUUCAGCCGCACUCAGCAUAGAAAGUCAGCUCCCCCAGAGCCACUUGGAUCCUCACCAGAAGGCAGCACCAGGAACUAUCUCGCACCAGUGACCUCUCGACCAGACUCUAGAGUUGCUACCUCUUCGGUUUCUUCAGUGGAUAAUCAUGAACGGCCCGUCUCUCUUCCAGAUGCUCGCAAUACCUUUCAAGGGCAUCGCGCACCCAUCGAGGGAUACUUUGCCCACGAGUCACCGGAAACUUUCAACGUAGCAGAGCCGCACUCAUGCCUUCGCGGUACCGCAAGCAGUGACCAUAUGAGACUAAGCGACCCUACACCCCUCGAUCCUGGGCGACUCUCUCCCCAUUCCCCUCCCUACCAUUCACCUGGCAGUCCACAUCGCCAGCCCCGCGCUUCUUCCCCACAAUUCAGCCCUCCUAUCCCUACCUCAGCUCCUCGCACGCCGCCAUCUCGCGGCCGCUCCGAAGACCGCACCUACGCUCAAGAUCUACACCUCCGCUCCCGGAGCCCCAAGGCCUUCGCGCCACGGCCCGAAGAGCGGAAUCUGCCAAAGCACGACGCAACCGAUCCGGCCUACAAGCUGGGCACCUUCCGAACAUCCAACCCCCGUACCAGUCACGUCGGUGACCAAGAACUACCAUGGAAGAUCACCAUUCCGGGCGAUUCCGACGAGGGCACAACAAACUCAUCAUUCUCCUGGCGCCAGGAAACCGAAGGCGCUCUGAACGGGCCCCGAUUACCAACCUACCAAGAAGAUGAAGAAGAGCAUGGGCCGUCUAGCCACCAACCUGUAGAUGAAAAACAGGGCCCUCCAUUCAUCAACCUACCAACUGCUCCAGCGGCACCCGAACAGGGUCGACCAUUAGAACAAAUACAUCCACACCGCGGCGGCGGCCGAGCACUAAACGCCUCCAAUGCCCCUGUCGAACUGCCCGUCCGAGCGGACGAUGAUUCCAGCGAGGAAAUAAUGAUGUCCAGUACUGCGUACCCGGGUCAGGAAUGGCGGCCCCUCGGGUACUCUGAGUGGGAACAAUAAACCCCUCGACAGAGAUAGAUUCGCUGUCGAAUGGACCUAAAGAUAUGACAUGCUAUACGAGAUAUGCCCUACUCACGAUCCGUGGACAUGAUGCAAUACCCCAAAUGUAUGUAGGUGAAUUUUUUUUCUAGGGUAAACGUAUUUAUCUUUCUUUUUUUGAGAAUCAGCAAGCGAUUGUACCUUAU
Molecule: messenger RNA, 2384 nt
Organism: Aspergillus versicolor CBS 583.65
Lineage: Eukaryota; Fungi; Ascomycota; Eurotiomycetes; Eurotiales; Aspergillaceae
Exons: 4
Coding region: 247-2199 (650 amino acids)
Source: RefSeq, a predicted model, not a curated record